Messenger RNA from Parascedosporium putredinis, 624 nucleotides. Lineage: Eukaryota; Fungi; Ascomycota; Sordariomycetes; Microascales; Microascaceae. The record is from the annotation of a GenBank genome assembly.
AUGGCGUCCUCCGACAAGUCGAGGUCUUCCUCGAGCCGCCCAUCCUUCUUCUCCCGAAACAAAAACAAGCACGACCGGCCAAACUACGACGACGGCCGUCAUCUAUCGAGCUUCGAUUACCACGACUCGGGCGCCAGCAGCAGUCGCACCUCGCACCACCACCGCAACUCCUCCGCCGUCUCCAUUGACCGCGCCGACACCCCCGACUCCGGCCUGAACAUGACGGCCGGAGUCAUCACGAGCAUCCCCUACGAUUCUAUCCGCCACGACAGCCGCUCCCCGUCCACGCCGACUACCACGACGCUCAAUCUAGCCAGGGCCGCCGCGAGCCCAUGCCCCAUCACCUUAACAAGAGCCUCGGAGAUUACCACCAAUACCCUUCCUUUGAUCCUUCCACCAUGCCGAACGCGACCUCCCCCACCAUUCGGUGGCGCGCCUACCUCACCAUCCCGCCGUGAACCUCGCCAUGGCCUCGCGCGCGACAAACUCCCAGCAGCCUCAGGGCCAGCCUCCGCAAUGGUCCGGCCCCGGCUCCGGGCGGACGAGCCUUGGCAGCAGCACGAUCAACACCCGAUACGACUCUUACGUCACGACAACGGGGAGGACGUCGGGAGACAAUGCUAG